GUAAUAUGUUAUGGUGGCCGCUCUCUCCAUACUGCUGAAAAGAAUUGGGGUAUCACACAUCUAGAAUGCCUGGCCGUCCUAGAAGGUAUUAAAAACUUCAGGGUGUACCUUGCAAAUGGAUCAUUUUCUGUUUACACAGACCACAAAGCUCUGACUUGACUUAAGAAAACCAAACAUGACUCUGGUCGCCUUAGUAGAUGGUCCCUCAUGCUGCAAGAGUAUGAUUUUGAGAUCAUACACAGGCCAGGCAAAGCCAACACAAAUGCAGAUGCCUUAUCUCACAUUCCUCAUGCAGAGCAAGUACAUCAACCUAACACUGAUGAUAUACCCUCCCCACCCAUUUCAACAGAACCCAUCUCAUCAACCCGCACAUAUGCACAAGUAGCUGCCACUGCUUCAUCUCCACUCUUACCCACUCCAACUUCACAUUUGAUGUCACCAUCAAGCAGCCCCAAAGUGUCAUUCCCUCAUCACCAAGGCAACACGAGGCCUACUCCCUCGACUGCCACUUCUCACCAUUAUGCCAAUCCCAAUACAGGCAACAUGAGGUUUACACCCUCGACUGCCACUUCUCGCCAUUAUGCAAAUCCCAAUGCAGGCAACAUGAGGUCUACACCCUCGACUGCCACUUCUCACCAUUAUGCCAAUGCCAAUACAGGCAACAAGAGGUCUACACCCUCGACUGCCCAUUCUUCCCAUUAUGCCAAUCCCAAUACAGGCAACAAGAGGUCUACACCCUCGACUGCUCAUUCUUGCCAUUACGCCAAUCCCAAUGCAGGCAACAAGAGGCCUACACCCUCGACUGCCUCUUCUCUCCAACAUGCUAAUUCUCACUCAGCCAACAAGAGGUCUACACCUUCGACUUCCUUCACUCGCCAAUAUGCUUAUUCAAAAGCAGGCAAUAUGAGGUCUACACCCUCAACAGCCUUAUCUCACAAACCAGCCAGCCAUGCUCAUCCAAGUCCCAUGCCACCUACUGACAAGAAGACAAACAAGUCGGUCACCAUUGCUACAAAAUCCUCCAACAACAGUGUCCACACCAAACUACCAUUCAUGUCUCGUCCCUCCAGCCAACUGAGGUCUUCUUCCUCUUCAACCAAAUCAUGCUCAUCUCCACAAAACAACUUUCCAAAGCAUACAAACAUUGACAAUGACACUCUUGACUCACACAGUGUCUCAUCAGAAGAUAUCAGUAGAGAUGACAUAACAUCCUCUAUAUCUGUAGACUUUGUCUACAAGUCGUGUCCUCACGAUCCUCCUUCAGGCCCUAUGGUCUUUGCUAUAGGAACUGAUCUUGAUGAUAAAGACUUGGCAGAAAAGCAACGUAAAUCCCCUGACCUUUGUCCAAUCAUGGACUACAUUGAAAAAGGUGAAAUUCCUUCCACCUAUACAGAUGUUCAAGUCAAGGGUCUAACUGGCCUUGCUCAAGAGUAUGACAUACGUGAUGGUAUUCUGUACCACUUCUAUCAUGCAAAGCAUCGAGGUCAGAAAAACAAUCGCCCUCCUAUGGUAACACAGCUAGCUGUCCCUGUCUGCUGUCGCAAAGAGCUUCUUUUUGCCUACCAUGAUUCCAAAGCUGGUGGUUGCCACUUUGGACGAGAUGCCACUCGUCAGACAAUACUCACAAAGUAUUACUGGCCAGGCUUAUACCAGGAUAUUGAGAAUUAUGUCAAGUCCUGUGAUGACUGCCAACGCUCCAAAAGAAGGACAAAUGCCAAGCCAGCACCAAUGGUGCCCAUGCCUAUUGAGGACACAUUCUCUCGUCUCCAUGUUGACAUCCUUGGGCCAUUGCCUGAGACUAAGGAAGGUUAUAAGUAUGUUCUCCUUGCAGUUGAUUCCUUCUCACGCUGGACUGAAGGUUUCCUUAUGCGCACUCAAGAAGCCUCCGAGGUUGCAUCAAUCCUGUUCACUGAGGUUUUCUCACGGUUUGGUGCUCCCCGUACUCUUCUUACUGACAGAGGUAGGCAGUUCACUUCCAAGCUAGUAAAUGCUCUCUGUGAACUCCUCGAUAUCAAGCACUACUACACUUCGUCCUAUCACCCCCAGACUAAUGGGAUGUGUGAAAGGAGGAACAGUGUCAUAGAGCAGGCUCUCCGAACAUAUGCUGACCCUGAUCAGACCAAUUGGGCCAAACUCAUUCCAUGUGUUAUGAUGGCCAUGCGCAAUGUACCUUGUCAAUCUACAGGGUAUUCACCACACUACCUUCUGUUUGGAAAGGAAAUGAAUCUUCCUUUUGACACAACCUUGCUGCCUAAAUCUACCCUCGGCAAAGAUGCACAGGGUCAUCUUCAAGAUCUCUUGAAAAAUCUGAAUGUUGCAAAAUCCCUUGCAAAGGACAACAUGUCUGCUGCUCAGGAUAAAAGCAUGAAUCUUCAGGAUGUCAGAGCCAAGGAACCUUCAUUUGCAGUUGGUGAUCAGGUUCUCAUGACUGAUCCAACUGUCAAAACUGGCCUUUCCCCCAAACUGUCAAAGAAAUGGAUAGGACCUUACAGAAUCAUUCGCAUCGGUCUAAACUAUACAUUCAAACUACUGAACACUAACACAAACAAAGAACAUAAAUCCUUCAUUCAUGCCAACAGACUUAAAACUUAUACACCUCCAACCCCUCGAAGACAAACUGCACAACCAGCUCAGCAUCUAGCAACACCCACUCAGUCGACGGCCUCCCAGCCCGACAAUCCUCGUAGAGAAGCCUUACAAACAGCUCAGCAUCAAUCACCUCCAACUCAGUCAACAUCCUCCCAUCCUGACAACCCUACCACAACACAGCACACUUCCGUGGAGCAUCCCAUUAUGCUACCUCACUCGUCUGAUAACUCUGACACUAUUCCACAGAGUCCCACAUCAUCUGCCCAACCAGAUGAUCAACUUUAUGCUGUAAAACGCAUACACAAAGCUAAAAAGAAGUCAGGAGUAACUCAUUACCUAAUUGAAUGGGAAGGUUACCCCCACCUGGGAACCUGCCUCCAACCUUAGUGCGGAAAUGAUAAGUGAUUACCAUACAUUUAGAACAGGAUCUGGUCACAGACGGAAACGGAAACACAGAUAUUUUGCAAAAUCAUAGGUCUUGACCUUCCAUGCUAUUCCUCCUGGCAACAAGUCAUCAUUUGUCAAGGUAGAUGAGCUCUGACCACCCCCUACAGGUAAUCAAAUUGCCUUGUGUUCUAUAAGUGCUACGCAGUGAAAUGUUGUGGCCACAACUUUCCUGCAUCAAUGGUCAUCCCAUCUGACUUGUACUUUGGUUUCUUUUUGUCUUUGGUCCAUCAUGGAGAGCCACUAUCCUUGAGUUCGGCUGAUAUUCGUGCCUCCUGUCCUGAGUGAACUUGCUUUGCCUCCAAUCCCUAACUAUGAUAUGUACACGUCAACUACCGUUAAUUUCUCGUUGUCAUCACCACCUUAACGGACUACAAUGUCUCCACUCGUUAGGAAUCUUGGCUGUUCCUUGGGCAGCAUUUCUCAUCCUUGUCUCAAAAUCUCAACUGUCUUCUCCAAGACUUGAGUGUGCCACAAUUCCAAUUCUUCCACUCACUCUGUGUCCUUCCCAUUUGCACAUCCAACCUCCUUCUGGUGCCUCACUUCCCGCACAUUCACAAACUCUUUAAGCACCCCUUUGCCACCUAUAUCCUAAUAUUUCACAACGGAUACUUUCAAUCGUAGACCUAGCGUGAUGUGAAAUGUUUGACAGUGUAAGGGCAAAUUGUUGGGGAACGCUAAAAACUCCCUCAUCACACAACAACCUUUCCUCAUAUUAUGUAUGUUCUUGUUAACCGGUUUCCUUUUCACAGAAAUGCUUGUUCAUUACUUCAAAUUGUCAUUUUUCUUGUAGUUUAAUAUGUAGGUAUGUUUCAGAAUCUUUGUAAUGGAAAUCGUGUGCCUUAUGUUUUCAACUGAUCAAACUAUCUUCAUGCACACAUUUGUUCAUGUCCAACGUAAUCUAUUGUAUCAUUGUAUUCUGAUUAUCUAUGUAUAUUCGCUUCAUUUUAAUCCUUUUCUUUUGGCUUUUGAGGACAAAAGCUCCACGACGCACAGGGGUAUUGUUACAGUCCAUAUAUUUCAUUACACUUUUUAUAUUUUUAACAAAUUAAACUUAAACUGGGAAAUUCUAAAAUUCGAAAGUCGCUAGACCAGUAUUUCUCGUUUUUAUCGCCACUGGUCGACCAUGACGGCUGCUCCUUGGCAAGCUCAUUCACGCGAACAGUAAAUUACGUAAUCAUAGAUAAAGUCGGCGCGUACGUCCGCCCCGGCCCUUGUUCUCUUGAUAAAUGUUUUGUUACCAGCUGGCGCAGGUUUUGACCACUAUCUUAAACUGUAAUUAAAAAAAACUCUUCUUAGGCAAUACUGAUACCAUUCUAUUACCACCAGCUUUUGUGUAGUCAACUUUGACAGCCCAGGGCAGAUAACAGAGACCGAAAUUACAACUUCAAAGUAAUUGUUAAUGUGAUAAGAGUAGAGCUGUGGGGGUAUAUAACUCCUUGGGUGUUGGUCCUCAGCACACUUGCUUGAAUAAACCCUAAGGACCUCACGGCUCUCUUCUCUCUCGUUUCAAGGUAAGAAACAUUUAAAUAUUCCUAUUUUAUGACUAAACUUCUUAUUUCAUUGUUAUUAUUGUCUAGAAAAUGUUAUAGUUAAGUUGAAUCAGUACUGCCAUAUUGUAACUCUCAAUCUACUGUGUACAAGUUCUAAAUGACUGCUCAUUAUAUAUAGUAUUUACUGUUUAAUACACAGUAACUUCCCAGUGUUAUUUGAAGUGUAAUGCGUCGUGGGCUCCUCCAGUUUAUGUGUCAUUAAUAUGCGGCACCAAUAGUUCUCUCCUAUAUUUCGACAUCCAUGAUUAUAUUCCCCUUCUAUGUCUAACAUCAUCUGUUCAAAAUGCCAGAUGCAUAUACAGUUUAUAUUUCCGUGCAGUAGCGUAGCGUACAUGUAGCUUAGUCACAAAACGGUUCCUAGAGUUAACACAACUGUUUCAAGCAAGAUUUAUUCUAUACGUAGGUCGGUUAGUCCAUAUUUUCCGACAGUCCACCGAUCAAAGGUUAUAUGAGCAGCUUUACCUUCCGUGUGCGCUUACAGAAUAGGCUAUAACAACGCAUUCCAUAUUUCUUAGGUUUUAUCCUCAUUAAGUAAGUAUUUGAAUAUAUUGUAAAGAGUCCCUUUCCUCAUAUAGUUGCAUACGCUACAACACAACCUAUACUACAAUUUUAUUACCGUAGUCAUUUAAAUAGUGUUAUAGUCAUCUUUUAUACUUCAUAACAAGGUACAUUUAAACGCGCAUCGUUUAGGUAUACAAUUGCCGUAUUCACUCCAUUAGCUAGCUCCGUAUAUAUACAGGAAAUGUGCGUAGUCAAUAGCAACAUAGCCGCCGUGAUUCAUUACCGUAGUCACCAAAGUAAUCACCACUAAAACUAAUAAUUACACUAACUAAAACCGAGCUAUGUCUUCUACCGCGUACAUUCGUAUCUUUAUUUAGAUCAAGUAUUUACCUUCCGUAUUAGCCGAAAUUAUUAUGUUGUGAUAAUUAUUACUGAAACUACAAAUAUUAAUGUUUACCGUCUUUUCAUAAGUAAAUGUCAUGUUCCUCAUCUAAGCAGUUGGUGCAGUCUACCGUACAUGUUCUAUUAAAAUGUUACGACUUCUCAAUUUAGCUUUUAAGAAAUGUUAUUUGGCAUUACCGUUUUUAUACUAGUAAAUACCGCAUCUGUUGUAUAAUGUUACCGUACAUACUCCAAUAUUAAUUCCAUUGCUUUUAUUAUUAUGCCUUUAUGAGACGGACACUGUGUUAGCAUAUCAUUAUCAUUAUUAUCAUUGUAUGUCACUAUAAUAUAUUAAUUGAUGUAACUUGAAUGAUAUAGACACUUGCUUGAAUAAACCCUAAGGACCUCA
Messenger RNA from Haliotis rufescens (red abalone), 5877 nucleotides. RefSeq lists its product as uncharacterized. The transcript is spliced from 2 exons. Lineage: Eukaryota; Metazoa; Mollusca; Gastropoda; Lepetellida; Haliotidae. The record is from RefSeq and is a predicted model, not a curated record. Gene Ontology annotation, molecular function: nucleic acid binding. Gene Ontology annotation, biological process: DNA integration. The coding region runs from base 208 to 2976 and encodes 922 amino acids.